AUGCCUAGUUCACAGCGCUCCAGUUUGAUUUAUCGGCUCUCGCUCGUUCCUGGCAUAUUUAUCUUUCUUUGGAUCUGUUGGGCAUUAUAUUCUUCUGAUUUGCAAUAUCAAAACUCAAUAAAGGGUACUGCUGGUUUUAACAACGAUAUCAUGUCUGCAAAAUUAGGUAAGACUGUCCACUAUUAUAAGUCCAUAUUGGCUGGACCUAAAUACUCUUCUUGGUCUUUGUUUUCUGUUUCAAAUACCAGAUGCUCGGAAAACCUUGGCUUGUUUUCUUCAUAUUCAGUAAGAUUUUUUGGUUCUAACAGUCAAAAUUUAGUACCACCUCAACAGCCUCCCUCAUGGAAUGACACCCCAGAGCAAAUCCUCGAAAAAACCAAGCGUUUCCUCGAAAAAGUGAAGGAGCAAGAUGAUUCGAUAGCAGCGUUAUCUGAACCGACUCUUGAAAAUUUAAUCAUUCCUUAUUCGCAAUGGGAAAAUGAAAGAUUCAGAAUGAUCAACUAUUUGACCUUGUACCAACAUGUUCUGACAAACCCAGAAAUCCGUAAUGCCUCCACUGAAGCUGAAAAGUUGUUGGAUAAGCAAGCAAUUGAAAGUGGUUUACGUGAAGACAUCUUCAAGAAUGUGAAAAAAGUUUAUGAAGAUAAUAAGGACAAUGAUUCGUUGGCCCCAGAACUUAAAAGGUUCAUUUCCAAGCUCUACAAUGCUUAUCGCCGUAAUGGGUUAGAUUUGCCAAAAGAAACUAGAGAAAAAGUCGAAAAAGUUAGCAAAAAAUUAUCGGAGUUAUCUAUUCAAUUCAACCAGAAUUUGGGCGAACAAACUGAAUUCCUUUUGUUAACCAAGGAAGAACUCGAAGGUGUUCCUGAAGAUGUGCUUAGUCAAUUUGAUAAACAAGAUGACAAAUAUAAAGUCACCUUUAAAUAUCCUGAUAUUGUUCCAACCUUGAAAUACUCCAAAAACGCUGCUACCAGAAAGAAGGCAUUUAUCGGUGAUCAAAAUAAAGUCCCUGAAAACGCCGAAAUCUUGAAAGAAGCCAUCAAAAUCAGAUUAGAACUUGCACAAUUGUUGGGUUAUAAAUCAUAUGCCGAAUAUAUCCUUGAAUUAUCGAUGGCCAAGACUGCUGACAGGGUCAUGGAGUUUGAAAACGACUUAUGGGAUAAGUUGAAACCAAAAGCCGCUGAAGAACUUUCCAAAAUGAAGCAAUUGAAAUUGCAAGAUUAUAAAGAGCGUGGAUUGAACAUUGAAUCCGAAGAAGCUAAAAACUAUUAUAUUUGGGAUCAUGGAUAUUACAACAAUAAACUUUUGCAAGAACAGUACAAAGUGGAUGAACAAAAAAUUAGUGAAUAUUUCCCAUUACAAAGCACUGUGGAAAAGAUGUUGAAAUUUUAUGAGACUUUGUUCAAUUUGAAGUUUGAAGAAGUGACCGAUCCAAAACAAAAGUCAGUUUGGCAUGAAGACGUUAAACAGCGUUCUGUUUGGAAAAUGGAUGAUUUGAAAAACCCUGAAUUUCUUGGAUGGAUCUACUUUGAUUUGCAUCCGAGAGACGGGAAAUAUGGCCAUGCCGCAGAAUUUGAAAUUUGGCCUGGUUAUUUCGAUGAAACCACUGGUAAGAAAUCUCGUCCGGUUUGUGCUCUUAUUUGUAAUUUCUCUAAACCAUCCAAGACCAAACCAUCGCUCUUGAAGCAUAAUGAAGUAACCACUUUCUUCCAUGAAUUGGGUCAUGGGAUCCAUGAGAUUGUCGGUGACACUCAUUAUGCAAGAUUCCAUGGAACCGCCACCGCCAGAGAUUUUGUGGAAGCGCCAUCUCAAAUGCUUGAAUUCUGGACUUGGACUUCUGCUGAAUUGAAGAAACUUUCAUCCCACUACAUCACUGGCGAUCCGCUUCCUGAAUCCCUUAUUGCCAGCUUGGUCAAAUCCAAACAUGUCAAUGGUGGCUUGGGUAAUCUCCGUCAAUUACAUUUCGGUUUAUUUGAUAUGACCAUUCAUAAUACUCACGAUGGUAAAGCUGAUGUCGACAAAGCUUGGAAUUCUUUGAGAGAAGAGGUGACCCUUUUAAAAUCCGGUGAUGAAAAUGUUAGAGGAUAUGGAUCAUUUGGCCAUAUGAUGGGUGGUUACGCUGCUGGUUAUUAUGGAUAUUUGUAUUCCGAAGUGUUUGCCACUGACAUGUAUUAUACAUUGUUUAAAGAAGAUCCAAUGAAUACCACCAACGGUAUUAGAUACAGAGACACUAUUUUGAAGCGUGGGGGAUCUCGUGAUGAUUUAGAUAAUUUGAAAGAAUUGUUAGGGAGAGAACCAAAUUCCGACGCAUUUUUGCAAGAGAUUGGGAUCAAUAAGUGA
Saccharomycopsis crataegensis is the source of this 2337-nucleotide messenger RNA. RefSeq names its product metalloendopeptidase (gene PRD1). The record is from RefSeq and is a predicted model, not a curated record. Gene Ontology annotation, molecular function: metalloendopeptidase activity. Bases 1 to 2337 code for a protein of 778 amino acids. Gene Ontology annotation, cellular component: mitochondrial intermembrane space. Gene Ontology annotation, biological process: peptide metabolic process; proteolysis. Lineage: Eukaryota; Fungi; Ascomycota; Saccharomycetes; Ascoideales; Saccharomycopsidaceae. The transcript has a single exon.